AUGGUGGAAAAGUCUCAGCCUGUCCCUCCCCCAGCCUACACACUGCGCACGACGCCAGAAGGACUGCAGACGGUCAAGCUUUGGAUCCGUUUACUAUCCGCCGCCAUCUGCACAAUCCUCAUCGGGGCCGGUGCAACUCUGAUCUGGAAUGUGGCCAUGAUUAUGGUUCGAUAUUUUCGCAAAAACGGGCAAGACAUUCACCCGGGAACUCGCGUCGGCAUCGACCUCAUCGUUUGGCUGGGGUUCGGCGCCGUUGCCGUCAUGAUGGCCGCGACGUGGUCGACAUGGGACACCAACAUGGCCGAGAGGUACUACGGCGGCGCCAACUUUGUCCUGGUCCAGAUGGCUGUUGUUCUGGCAACUAUUGAAGCAUUCGUCCACAUUGCCCUGUUUAUCAUCGCAUGCCACGAAACCCACGUGCACAACCGAUAUAAAAAGUUUAUCCGCAAGGUGAGGGCUGCUGAGAAGCACGCAGUAGACGGGGGGAACAAGGAGGAAAUUUGA
Messenger RNA from Metarhizium brunneum ARSEF 3297, 504 nucleotides. NCBI's taxonomy places the organism in Eukaryota, Fungi, Ascomycota, Sordariomycetes, Hypocreales, Clavicipitaceae. The record is from RefSeq and is a predicted model, not a curated record.